UUUUUUUACUUCCGGUCAGCACGCGUAACAAACGACCCGGAUGUCUUUGAAGUCCUCCAAAGUGAGUUCCACUAUGCGGGACGUGCUCCCAACUGUGAGCGGCGCUCGUGACUCGGCUCGGAGCAGUUUUCCGGGUGGUUUUGGGUCCGGCUCGUGCGGCGGUGUCAGGCUGAAGGAAGGAAGAGCCGAGUCAAGUUAGUGUCGGUGUUCCCCUCCAGCAUAUGCGACUGCAAUUCACGCCGGUAUUUUUGCGGCGACGACGAGGACGACUUUUGAGAGUUGUUUUCCGCGGGAUUGCGAACGUCUCGCGAGCUGUUCCGCGCGCGUGACAUGAGCGGGGAGCCAGCUGGGAAGUCCCCCGGCGAGGAGCCGCGCUCGGGGGAAGCCCCGGAGAACGAGCCCGGGGACCAAGUGCCGCAGACGCGCCUGUACAAGCGCCGCUGGGCGACGGUGCUCCUCUUCAGCUGCUACUCGCUGUGCAACUCGUACCAGUGGAUCCAGUACGGCAUCAUCAGCAACAUCUUCGUCAAGUUCUACCAAGUGGACGCCUUCACCAUCGACUGGAUGUCCAUGAUCUACAUGCUGACCUACAUCCCCUUCAUCUUCCCGGUGACGUGGCUGCUGGACAAGAAGGGUCUGCGGGUGGUCGCCCUGGCCGCCACGGCGCUCAACUGCGCCGGCACGUGGCUGAAGGUGGCCAGCGUCCGGCCGCACCUGUUCGCCGUCACCUUCCUGGGGCAGUUCUGCUGCUCCCUGGCGCAGGUCUUCAUCCUGGGCAUGCCGUCCCGGAUCGCGUCCGUGUGGUUCGGGUCCAACGAGGUGUCCACCGCCUGCUCCGUCGGCGUCUUCGGGAACCAGCUGGGCAUCGCCAUCGGCUUCCUGGUGCCCCCCAUCCUGGUGCCCAAUGUGGACAACGUGGACACGCUGGCCCACCACAUCGGCGUCAUGUUCUACAUCACCGCGGGAGUGGCCACCUUCCUCUUCAUCCUCGUCGUCAUCUUCUUCCAGGAGCGCCCCGAGCUCCCCCCCACCACGGCGCAGGCCACGGCUCGAAGCGUCCCGCCCGAGCGCUACUCGUACGGCGCCUCCGUUCGGCGGCUCCUCCGCAACAGGCCCUUCGUCCUCCUCAUCGUCACGUACGGCUUGAACGUGGGUUGUUUCUACGCCGUUGGCACCCUGCUGAACCGCAUGAUCAUCGAGCACUACCCGGGCGAAGAGGUGAACGCGGGCAGGAUCGGCCUGACCAUCGUCAUCGCCGGCAUGGCGGGCUCGCUCAUCUGCGGCGUGUGGCUGGACCGCACCAAAACCUACAAGCAGACCACCCUGGCCGUGUACUUCAUGUCUCUCGUGGGCAUGAUCGUCUACGCCGCCACGCUCGGCCUCGGGCACCUUUGGGUGGUCUUCAUCACCGCCGGAGUUCUCGGUCGACGAUGCGUUCCUGUGCUUUUGAGGUUCUUCAUGACGGGCUACCUGCCGCUGGGCUUCGAGUACGCCGUGGAGCUGACGUAUCCCGAGUCGGAGGGGACGUCCUCCGGCCUCCUCAACUGCUCGGCGCAGGUCUUCGGCAUCGUCUUCACCAUCUGCCAGGGCAAGAUCAUCGACAAAUUCGGCACGCUGCCCGGAAACGUCUUCCUGUGCGUCUUCCUGCUGGUGGGCGCCGUCGUGACGGGUUGUCGGCCCCGACCGCCUUUGGAGCCUAAAAUCGGGACGAAUCCACUCGUAACGCACCUCAGACCCGAGGACAAUCUUCUGGGAUCAUCUUCGAAGAGGUGCUGCCCCUUCUGGUGCGUGCACCUCGGCCACCUGGGGGCGCUCUACUGCAGCCAUAUGGAUAUACACGAAGAAGACGGUCCUCUUCUGAAGCUUUGAGAGGUUUAUUUCACUUUCUCCGAAUGAUGUAGCUUUUGUCCGCCAUGCGAAACUACGCAUUCAAAUUCAAACGAUCCUGCACAGAGUUUCUCUCAGUUCUCUCGGCCCGUGUUUUUUUUGAAUCCUUAUUUUGCGACGAGACUCAAGUUUCGCCCGGCAACUCCUCUCCAAUCCCUCCUCGACCCCCCCCCCCCCCCCCCCCCCCGCCCCCCCGUGCAAUAAAUGUCCAGCCAUCAUUUAUUUUAAUUCAAUCCCCCCCGUAGCCUCUCCUGGCGCACAGAUGAAAUGGACUGCUAACCUUGUAGGACAAGGACGCGCACGCCGUCCGCCGUCAGCCGCUGACUUAUUCUCCAUUCUUGCGGCGUCGAGGAGAGGCCGAGAUGAUGAAGAGAAAUAGUCUGGCAUGCAAAUCGCCGCCGCUGCCGUGUCCAAUGAGGAGGCCCUGGCGGAGGCUGUCGCCGUAGAAACGGCGGACGGGGGUCCCAGAAAACUCCCGUGAUUUAUCGGGCAAAGUGAGAGCUGACGAGAGAGAGACAAAGCGAGUGCGGGAUGGAAUUAGAUGAUGAGGCGACUUUAGGACGAGUGGAAUUGGACCGGCGAGGGACGACGGCUGUCCCUUCGAGCAGACGACUCGCCUUCGCCCGCUUGCUGACUUCGAGCGACUCCUGCGCCUUUAAAACUACACGUGAACAUUUGUCCGUGUUUGUGUGGCUGCCGAAGAUCUUGAUCUCUCCACAUUUCUCAACUUCAACAUAUUCACUAAAUUCAGGACAUCCGGGCUGCCAUUUUCCACGUUCCCAAAAUUCCCAGAUUUCUCCCAAUUACAAAUGUUCAAUGCAGAAAAAGUCGAAUUUGGUGGAGGAGACAUUUAGAAAGUUCCCAUUCCAAAUUGUUCAGUUCAUUCAGAACAUCUCAGGCAGGGACUUUCAGUUCCCGAAUUCCAUUUUUCCUCGUGAAAUUCCCCAAAUUCCCCCCAUUUAAAAGACAAAAUUCUCAGAUUCAAACCAUUCCAACUUCAAAAUGUUCAGCUGAUGUCGUACAUUUUGGGACUCACUUUUCCAAAUUCCGCAUCUUCACACUCAAAUUCCCAUUUAAGAGAUAUUCUCCACUGCCCCACUUUUUGGGAAUACUGCAACAUGGAGUUCACUCUCGAAAGUGUUCCCGGUGAUCUCAUGAUGAGUUUGAUUUGACAUCCUUGAGGUGAUGAAAGUGAACCUUGUGCUGAAUUUCAUUGGAAAGCUGAGGGGCCACUAGAGGACAGUAUUCAACAACAAGCAGCAGUUCAUCUUUCGUCACAUCUGGUGCUUCCAAUUUGAUUUUAUCGUUUGAACAUGAUCAAUUGCACACGCGCACACAAAUUAUACGAGCAUUGUGUCACAAAAGAAUCCAUAUUUGUAGUCUUUUUCAGUCUCAAAACAGGAUGUUAUUCCUCACAAUGUUGUCGUUAUUAUUAUUAAAUCAAUCUGACCGUGGCCGACAUUUACAGUACAUCAUCUUAUUUGCUGUCCUGAAUGCGGAUCCUCGGUCCAGGUGACGACAUUAUCUUUUGUGAAGUGUCUGUGGGCCUCGUCUCGUUUUGUGUGUGAGCUGCACAUUUAAAGUAAGUCGGGACGCAAAUAUGGCGGCCGCCGUUUCCACGCCACGUCACGUGGCGAAAAAAGGAAAUGUGAUUACACGCCAAUGGAAAGGACUCUCAUUGGUUUGCUUUGUGCAGAUGUGAUGCUCUUCCGCCUUCGCAGCGGACAACGAGGCGCUCUAAAGCUGCCGCGCUAGCCAGAAGCCCUGGUUCACAUGUUGGCUGUCUCAUCUGACUGAAAUUCCCUCCUCCUCGCUCUUCCGGCUUUCUCUGCCUGACAUGCGUGCACUCGCGCCCCACAACGAGGCGCUCUAAAGCGGCUACGGCGGCGUAAAAGUGUUGUUAAUGCUAAUUUGCGACAGUUAUUAUCGGAAAAAGCGCGACACGCUCCAUACGAUUGAAGUGAGACGGCCGCGACAAGCUCGAGCGGCAAACUUGCGUGGCUUUGGCUGGAACGCGGCGAGGACGAGAUUAGCGCGGUGUGUCCCCGGGGUCCGGCUUGGCACUCCAUUUCCUAAAUUGACAGCGGGAGAAACUCUAUUCCAGCGGACGUGAUCAACGAGGCGGCGAGAGAGGCGUGAUGAAUGGCAGCAGAUGACUGACAGCUCAUAAUAUGGGAGGGAAAAAAACAAAACACGGAGAAGAAGCCUGAAACUUGAUCUUGUGGUAUUCACCUGACUGGCAACAUGAACGCGCUUGUCAAUUCUUCUUGUUGCUUGGGUUAGGGUUAGUGCGCAAAAGUCUUGGGACACCUCAAGCUUUUGAACUCCCACGCGGUUCAUCAUUCGCCCCCCACUCACUAUAUUGCAGAUUUUUAAAGGUUUUUAUUUUUUUGAAGUAUACAGUCCAUAUAAAAAGUUGACACACCCCGUUCAAAUGUCAGGUUUUUGUGACCUAAAAAUAAUGUGACCUAAAAUCGGACUUGAUUUUAAGAAAAAUUUCGAAAGGGGAAGUAAAAGUAAAGAACUGAAAUAAUAUGGCUAUUUUCCACACCCACCAGCAAUAGGUGAAAAAACAAGAAAAUACACUCUAAAUUUGUCUUUAUAGUCAAUAUGAAAAGUCUACACACCCUCGUCCAAAUGCUACCACAGGCACUUUUUGAAUUGAAUUGAAUGUCAUUUAUUUUGGUCAGCAUAAGAAAUGUAACUUUAAAUGGUAGCGGCAAGAUGAGUUUGAAAGGGAUUGGAUAACUCUGAACGCAGCCAAAUCCAAGUUAUAAGAGGGUUUGCACACUUGUACACUUAUUUUUACUUCCCUCUGCAAAGCUUUAAAACUUUUUUGGUGAGUUGAGACCACGGGUGAAAAGGUUUUGAGAUUAUUUAUCUUGGCCCCCUUUUUUUGUCACAAAACCUGGCCUUUGAGCAGGGGUGUGUAGACUUUUUAUAUCCACUGAACAGGUCAAUUUGGAGAGGAUUUCUCUUGGCUUUUUAUCGCUGGGGGUCUGGAACGCGAUAAACGGGGUGUUUACAACUUUUUCAUUCCUGAUUGGGCAAAUGGAAACAACUCUUUGAGCAUGGGUCUUGCUGUUUUGGUUAGCAACAGGGUCCAAAUGAGCUUUAAUGUCUGUGUGUGAACAAUAGCAUCCAUGAAAUAAAAUAAUUACACUUAAGUGGUGCCUUGAGAUAUGAUUUCAGUUUCCAUUUUCCUGUUGAAACGAAUGCAAACGCCAGUAAUCCAUCACACCCGCCCCCGAAACACUCAAAUUCUUUUGUAUUUGUUUGUAUUUUCAUAAGAAAAAUUGUACUCAAUAUAAUUCUACACACAGUCGGGCUGGGGAAAAAAAGACUAACUGGGUUGAGUUGACUUAAAGAAUAGGUGGACGCAAAAUUUCUCCCUCGACGCUCCGCUGGAUCCCCCCC
Phyllopteryx taeniolatus (common seadragon) is the source of this 5304-nucleotide messenger RNA. RefSeq names its product steroid hormone receptor ERR2-like. The record is from RefSeq and is a predicted model, not a curated record. Bases 331 to 1869 code for a protein of 512 amino acids. The transcript is spliced from 9 exons. Gene Ontology annotation, cellular component: nucleus; membrane. Gene Ontology annotation, molecular function: steroid binding; heme transmembrane transporter activity; heme binding. NCBI's taxonomy places the organism in Eukaryota, Metazoa, Chordata, Actinopteri, Syngnathiformes, Syngnathidae. Gene Ontology annotation, biological process: regulation of DNA-templated transcription; heme export; transmembrane transport.